Monomorium pharaonis (pharaoh ant) is the source of this 12706-nucleotide messenger RNA. RefSeq names its product zinc finger protein 395 (gene Glut4EF). The transcript has 8 exons. The record is from RefSeq and is a predicted model, not a curated record. Gene Ontology annotation, molecular function: RNA polymerase II cis-regulatory region sequence-specific DNA binding; DNA-binding transcription factor activity. Lineage: Eukaryota; Metazoa; Arthropoda; Insecta; Hymenoptera; Formicidae. Gene Ontology annotation, biological process: regulation of transcription by RNA polymerase II. The coding region runs from base 9951 to 11651 and encodes 566 amino acids. Gene Ontology annotation, cellular component: nucleus.
CACUUCGUAUCCUUGAUUUCAUUUAAAAGAUUAAAUUUUUUUUCUGCAAGUUGUAUCAGAGGCGAGCUAAAUUCCAAAUCGAACGAGUUUAAUACCGCGUGUGCGGUAAGAACGUGCGAUCGUUUGAACGGCAUCCGCGAUGAUUCGAGAGAUUUCUCGGAGCCGUACUGAAUUAUGUCAUACGUGCUCGCAUCACUUGGUCGGUAAAUAGGUUACGCAAGAUGGAUCGCGGAUAUCUACUUCGCGCGCUAUUAACCAGGCCGGCAUCGCCGGCGUGUGUACACACGUUGUUCGCGAGUAACAGCCAGACUAAGCGCAUGAUAAACAGACACGAGGGAGAAGUCUCUUCAGAAGUGCACCGGGACUGCCCACGUUGUUGCAACUAGGCGUUGCGCAUGCCUUGGCAUUUACAGAUCGGCACCUCGACCGAGUGCCGCUAUAGGAGCGUCUCCCUUCCUCCCUCUCUUUCUCUCUCUCUCUCUCUCUCUCUCUCCGAGAUGUGAAAUUCAUUUGAGAUGUAAGAAAAGAAGUUUCAUCUCACUGUUUUUUUUUCCUACAAACUUGCUUGAAUGCAUAGAAGCAUUCGGCGACUUACUGGCCUUUUUCAGUUUUUGUGCUCGAGGCACGCGUGUCAAGCGCUGCUAGCUGUCAAUUAUGACAGUUUGACGUUGCCUAUUUCUUUGCUAUAAAUAUCUCGACACGGCGGCGGCGCGCUCUUUUCGAAAAGGAUCCCGCGUCUGGUAAAUGUUACGACGUUUAUGACACCUAGCGCAACUCGAUAUUGCGCUCCUCGACCCGCGUUCUGUUAUCCGCGCGACUUUCUUCUUAUUAAUAUAAUUGGACACGCGGUUGCUCUGAGCUGAACAGGCGAGGAUGCCCGAAGGAUUCUAUCGCAGAUUCGAUUUCUAAAUCUGUCUCUUUUAUCUCUUUUAUCUUGAAAUAAAUUCCAAUUUUUGAUGUGAUGUUGUCCAAGCUGGUAUUUAUUUAUUUUUUUAAUUGAAAGUCGAUUUUAAUAUUUUUUUUGUGACCAAAUUAAAUACAGGCUAUUAAACAUUGGUGAAUAUGAGACAUAGAUUUUCGCGAAUCUUCAAGUUUGUAUUUGUUUAAUUUACGUUUCUGGGAUUUUUCACAAAGAAUUUUCAAUGUAUUCCUUAAAAUAUUUUUUUGAACGGUUAAAAAAAAUAGAUAUUGAUACAUAUAAAGCUGCCGGUCCCUUUAAUUAAAAAAAUCUAAAUUGUAAAAUUCUGGAAAUUUUUUUUACGAGCGUUUGUAGGUCAACAAUUUGAGUGGACUUUUUCGUAAUAAGAGAUAGAUUUGAAUUUUUGAAUAAAACAAUUUGACUGUUAUAACAAUGCAAGUUUACACCAAUCUUCCUGACGGCUGAUGCCAGCCGGCGUUACCACGUUUUUUUCAGCGAGCUCGUAUUGUGUUAAAUAAAAAACAGAAAAAAAAUUGUAAAAUUUAAAUGGAUCCCCCCCCUUCGGCACCCGUGAAAAAUCCCAUCUUGCAUGAUAGAACCUUAAUUUCUUUCGUCGUCACGGUGCGAUUUCGAAGGUCUGCUUGCCGACAUCUUUCGCGUGCACUCUCGCGAUUAUUUCGCAGUAUUCUGCUACGUCCUGCCGAGAUUAACCCGCGAGCGAUCAUUAAGUUGUCUGCUCCUAGACAAUGAUACGUCUUUGUUUGCCUUUACAUAAUGUGACCGCAGAAAUUAUCUCAUGAAUAACUUGAGCCACUUUUACUUUCAGUCUGUCGUAUACCGUGUAUGCAUACUUGAUGAUAAGCGCUUAAAAAGCAAAACUAUUAAUUUGUAAAAAAUGUAAGUAGGCUAACUGUCCUUUCGUGAAACUUUUUAUGAUACAAGCUUUUGUUUGACUUCUUGCGGAUUAAGAUGUCACGUUUAAAUCUCUCUCGUUUGCAUAUAUUUCCGCGGUUUUAAUUUAAAGCAAAGCACCUCUCUUUCUUAGCAGGACCGUUCGCGCGGGGUUAACGAUCGUUUCAAAGAGAAACGAUCCCGAGAACUCCCGAGCGCCUCCCCCCCUCCGCGCGUAGCAAGGGUCUUAAAUGCCGUUUGGUCGCCGUUAAAAAAAAAAAACCAACCCGCUGCAGCCGUGGGUUUAUGACGCAAGCGGAAGUUCAUCCACUCGAGCCCGAAGCGAGGCGCGCGUCACCGAUAUUCCCGGAGCGGUUCAAACGAGCCGCCAUAACUCGACCGCGAUACAAUUUCGUGCUAUGUAUCGAGUAUGUCGCGCGCGGCCACGUAUCGAAACCUGUUUAUUCCGGUGGCGCGAAGAAGCGAUUUUUUUUCUCUUUCUUUUCUUUUCUUUUUUUUUUUCACCGAAAGACCAAGUAAGAUAAGCCGGGGUGACAUAACGCGCCGCUCACGCAGCCACGCUGCGCGGUGGUGGUUCACCUUUCUCUCUCGAAUUCGAGUUUGGAAACAACAUGGCUGCCCGAUCGCGCCGGCCGGUUGCUCGCUCGCUCGUACAACUCGAUCGCAGGGCACUGGCAAUGCACAACACCGCCCUCUCCCCUCGGGUUGCUACCGGCCGGCCGAUCCCAGGAGUCCUUCUCUCCCCCUUUCUCGCCGCCAUCGUUGGCCGUCCAUGUCGCAAUCGUUAGCACAUACCCGGGCGUAAUCACCUUGGAGCGGCUUCGUUGACGGUCGCGGCGGCGGUGCGAUGCAUAUGCAACGCGCGUUCGCAAAAUUCGUCGCGACGUUGAAACGUACUCGACGUGGCGGCCCCUUUCAAAUGAGUUGUACAUCGUCGCGGUCGCGAAGGAGUCGACGAGCCGGAAUUGCGAAAUGGAACGUGAGCGUGUCGGUAUGCCUCCCCUUUCCUCCACUUCCUCUGCCGGCAUCAUCGUCGCCGUCGUCGUCGUCGUCGUCGCCGUUCUGGAAUUUCAUCGGACGAAAUAAUCGCUGCUGACUCGCCCACGCACGUCGGAAUAACCGCGCGCUCGUAUCGAAACGUGUCCCUUCCCUCCCUCUCUUCGCCUCCUCCUCCUCCUCCGUUGCUCGCGAGUGAAAAUUGCAUCGGCUACGAUGGCGAAAGUCUGUCAGCUCACAUAAUCCGGGGAUCGCGACGUUUUUCCUGAAAUAAUUCAACGUUGCGAAUUUGCUUUUUUAUCUUACGCAUUUGUGCAUACAAGACAGGUUCCUUCACUUCUAGAUCUAUAACCUCGAAUGUAAGCGCGAUAAAAUACCUGACGUCAUGUAAAAUAUGAUCAUAAACGUUCGUCUAUGAAAGCUACGAUAUGAUGUAGAUAUCGGCUGUGAGAAGCGGGGCGCUAUGGCAUAACUAAGGCUCUUUUAUUAGCUCCAGCAUUUAUGCUUGAUUGAAAACAAAGCGACUUUUUAAUACAUUCUGGUGCAAAAAAAAUAUUAUGAGAGUAAAACAAUUUAUUGAAUUAAUUUUUAAAUUUAUUUAAUGCCUCUCAUAUUUUAUCGCAAAAUUUACAUAAAUAUAAAUGCGUGUUCGAAUGAGGCCCGCCUAACUUAUUUUAUUUUUUUUUAAAUUUUAUAAGAUGUUGAAUUAAAUCUUGUAAAAAUAAAAUCUUAAUUUCAAUAACUUAGAAAAAUAAAAUAUCUAUUAUGGCUUUCCUAAAUUAUUUCUAAAUAAACAAAAAAUGCACACUGCUUAUCGAACAGAUCCUUAAUCAGUCUUUGUAUUUUAUAGUUUUAUAGUUUAAAGCUUUCUUUGCGACCAGAGAGUUGAGGAUACUUUACGUGUUAGGAUUAAUAAAAAUUUUUAGCUUCGCACGGGUUGUGCGAUAAUGUGUCUCUCUGUUGUGUCAGCAAAUUUUGUUGUAUAUUUGCCACACGUAUAUUUGCUGACAUCAUUCAAUGAAACAAAUUUUGCAUAAAAUUUGAUACUUUUUGUCGACAAAACUUUUAGCAAGCAAAUUUGUUUCCAACAUACUUAUUGUUAGUUGACUGACGUUGAGUAUAUCUAUUAUAAUUGGCCAUACAAGUGGGUCUUAUUUGAAUACGUCUGUUCUAAAAAAAUAUAUUUAAUCUAAAAAAAUAUGAUAUUAUAAUGUGUUAUAAUAAAUCAUAACAUGUAAUGUAUAUUUAAAAACUUUUUAAAAGACUUAAUAUUUAUUGCAGCGAAUUUUAAAAAAAUACAUGAACAUCUCGUCACAAAAUUUUCAUCAUAUUGAAUAAACAUGUUGGUGGUUUUAAUUGUUUAAGCAUCUUUUUAUCAAGUCUAUGCUACAUCUUUUAUAAAAUAUACUUUAGGUAUUUUAAAUGACACAUUCAAAAUGGAUCUUAUUUUAUGUUGAGUUUUGUUCAGAUUUUGUAAGAAAAUAGCUCAAGUUUAACCGCGCAGUUGUAAACUAAAAUUUUCUAUAAAAAAAAAACUCAGUGCUUAGUAAAACAUGUAUAUUACAAAGAUUCCAUUUUUCGAAGGAAAAAAAAAACGAAUCAAAACGCAGUGCAUUCUGGACUUAAUAAUAACAUAUAUACUUUUCACAUUUCUCGACCUAAUAAUCUUGCACGAUCUUUUUUAUCACGUUUGAGAAAUUCGUAUUAUCGGCGUCCGAAAGGGGUACGCAUACCUGACUUUUUAAAUAAACCUCACGUACCAAGCGAGAAUCUCGACGCGACGUCGAGAUGCAAAAGGUGAUGUUUUACCGUCGGCGCGGUACGAGUCUUAUCGGGCUUAAUAUUUUCAGUUUCAAGUCCGCCUUCGAUGAAAUCAGCUGAUCGUCGUGUCCUGAAAGGCACGGACGUUUCGCGCGCGCUCUCCCACCCGGUGAUAACUCGCUCGUAAACGAAGCCUCGGUGACGUAACGAUGCAGUACGCGUCGUAAAUUAUGAUCGAUAAUGUAACCUUGUGCGUGCGAAGGUAACGCAUGGACACGCGGCAAGAGAGAGAAGGGGAGGGGAUUGCAAGAGAAGAAGGGAGAUGCACGACGUUCCUCGCACGGCUUCCGCACGGGACUCCCCGUCGAUCUCUCUCUCUCUCUUUCUCUCUUGUGGACAUUAUUAUGCCUUCCACUUAAGCCGGCAAGGAAAUCAUCUUGCUGCGUAGUGAUAAUACGUCUCGCUUUAACCGUGCGCGCGUCUCUCUUUUUUUUUCCUAUCUUCAUCUCCGACUCGCGUCCGAUUCCGCGAGAAGCGGAAUCGAGGUGUACGCGGCGAGGCGAGCCACGUAGAGUGCGAAAUUGAUUGUCGGCCGUAUGUGCUCUCUCCUUUCCUCCUUUCUUGUUUUUUUUUUUUCUACUUUGCGGCGCACAACUUAUUAGUCGUGUUUGAGCAAAGAGAAACGGUUCCGUCGUUGGUGCAUGGCAAAAUCGAGGAUGAAGGAAGCGAACAAACGCGCGGGACGCCGUCUAUCUCGCCGCUGUCGUCCGCAAAUUAUACGACUGAUCUCGCUCGAGGGUAAUACUUAUUGAUUUUCCGAGUGCCGGCUGUGUCAUUAUUUCGAGCGACGACAAGCAUGGCGGAUCCGUAGUUUUUCGUACUCUUUUGAGCCGACGUCCAUCUUUUCGAUACUACGCAUGGAUAUACUUCCUUCACUCGAAGAAGAAACCUCCUCCGAGAAAUUCGUCAUGCGUGUCGUGCGUGCAAAGCGCGCCGAAGAAAAAAAAAAGAAGAAAAUCGAUAGAAAAUAAAAACGACUUUUCGCCGAAGCUCCGUCGCGUCGCCGGAUGUUGCCGGAUGAGGAAACAACGUUGCAUAAAAACUUUACCGCCGCGUUCGACGUUUCCGCGGAACGCACGAGGACGCGCGCGCGCGCGCGCGCGCGCGCGUGUGUGUGUGUGUGUGUGUGUGUGGUGUGUGUGUGUGUGUGUGUGCGGAAAAGUGGCGCGUACGCCACACUCGCGUCGAGGAGAGAAAAGCGAGGUCGGGCCUUUCUCAGAAAAGUGGGUCGAGAAGGUAUCCGAUUGUACACAGCGCGCGCGCGCGCGCAUCCGCCGGGGGAGAGGCGCCGGCAGCCGCCGCCGGCCGGCGCGGCGUCGCGGCGUCCUUGUCUAGAGGAGCGUAUAGUUAGACCGCUUUCGCACGUCGCGGUUUUUCGCCGCGUGCUCUUUCGGCGUGCGCCGUUAAAUCCCCAACGGGGAAUUUAACCUUUUGACGGUGACGGCGCGGACGCGCCGUGUCGAAACGCCGCGCGCCGCUGCCGCGGCUGGCCGAGGCCUCGAUUCCGCUAAUGUGUCAAGAACAGCUGACAGAACGUGGUAAAACGUCGAAAGAUUUCACGCUGUCACGUACAACGGCACACGGCGGAGUAUCCUAGACCCAGUGAGCCGCCUUUCACGUUCCGGGUCUCCUUGCGCAAUAUUCGGCGGGUGGACGUGACGUUCGUCCCCCUAGACGAAAAAUGUUGAGGAAGAUCAUCGCGAGCUUGUAGUAUUUUUAUAAUAUUACAUUCUUCGUAAUUGAUGGUCAGAUCGAUUAAACUCAAAAUAAAAUUAUGUGAAGAAUAGAACGCGUGGUUAUCGACUGUUUUUACUGGUAUCUUCGUUUGAAAAAAGAUCGGCUCCGAGUUGAAUGAAAUCUAAGGAGGAUUUGCUUUUCUCUUAAAAACAUGACUAGUACGGAAAGUAAAGCGUACGAGAGAAACUGACUGUGGCAUCAGGCCUGCAGGCAACAACAAAUCGUAAUGUGCGAAAGAGUCUUUUAGCCAGCGUUGCUAGCGUGCUGUCAACAAUCACGGAGGGAAACAACAAGCGAGAUUUCACUGCCGCCUCACACGAAUCCCGGUUUCCCUCGCGUCGUCUCUCCCCGCCGCUGUUCUUAUCGACGUUCCGUCCUGAUUCUAGGUGCGCUCGGGCCGGAUUUAUUUUAUUAGCGUCUCGGUGAUGUGGGACGAGCGAGCGAGUGACUGACCGUCGGCCUUCCGUUUCAUCGAUUAAGCGAUUUUAUGCGGAUGCGCGCUGCGCAGCACCGCGAGGAGAUUGUAGGCCGGGAAAAUGGACGGAACAGUUGUUCAGAGGUUCAUCACCAAGGCGGCGAGGGAUCGCGCGUUUUCUUUUUCUUUAUUAUCGAGCGCGCCUUCGCGAUUUGCGCGCCGGCAAUGAUUCGACCGAGUUGAGUCUGCGAAUCUGUGUUUGUACUUUUGUGUCUGUGUGUAUGUGUGUGUGUGCCGAGUCAUUCGCCCCGCGGAAGGAGAGACGCACGCGGUGUCUCCCGGACGGCUGUCCGUGUGCCGAAGCGCGAAACAACUGGCGCUUAUUAUUGUCGUUCCUGUUGAAGCCGAGCGGACGACUCACCGGCGCGGCGCGUACGUGUUUGUUGACGAUCGGGGAUUUAAAUCCGGCGUGGAAAACCCGAGGGAAUCUACGUAUUUUUGCGCAUCUCCCGCGCGCGGCAAUAGCUACGUGGAUGGAACGAGGUGAAAACUGCCGUUUUUUUUCACGGUGUUGUGUCACGCACGCGAGAGCCACGUAUCGACGUUGAUCACGAAACGCGUUGCGUUAAAAUAAAAAAAAAAAAAAACAAUUAAAAAACGAAGGAAAGAAAAGAAAAUACGUCACUCGCGAGUUUCGGAACGCUCCGAUACGCGUGUGGUAAACGCCCCUUGCUAAAUUCACAGGGUCCCAUAAAAAUGACGUAAGAGGCGUACAUAGCAAGUUCCGUGAUUACGUACCACACUUCUACUAUCCGUGCUAUUUUCUUGCGGUAUACUCGCGCGCGAUCGACAUCGAUAUCAUUAUCGUUUUCGCUUCUCCGCGCUACACUUCGUUAACUUUGCGAAUGCAAAUGCGCCAUGUACACGUUACGUGCGUUACACGCGCGGAGUCGCGAGCGUUCUCCCGUGUUCGUCGCGGCGACGAGAACACGAAGCAUCGUGUGCACGUGUGGAAGUCGUUUAUCUUAAUGCGCUCUUUAGUUACCUCGUUGACUCGCCGGAAUUUAGAUCGCCGUAGUCCAGCGCGACGUGUGCGUAAGCGCCCUUCUAUCCCCGAUCGUAUAGCUGUGCAUCGAUAAAACGGGACGGUACACUCUCCCCCUCCCUCUUCUCUCUCUCUCUCUCUCUCUCUCUUUCCCUCUCCCUUUCUCUCCUUUUCUCACUAAUGCGCGUUGGUACGGGGACGUUAAACGCGUUCAUUCAUCGUGUUUCGCGCGAUCGCUCUAAUACAGAAUGUUCCUAUGUUCGCAUUUUCGACCGCUCUCUUGCCGUUUCAACGGAGCUGCCUCGAUAUAUUUCCAGAACGCUCAAGCAUCCCGAAAAUCUCGAGAAAACUGUUUCAAUAAUUUUUCGAUAAAGCGUACAGAUAAGAUAUUCGAAUCGAGCUCCUCGUCUCUAUCGUCGAAACACAAACGCUCCGUUUCGAUAGCGGUAUCGCUUUCGCUGCGUUCCUUCGUCGCUACCUGUCAAUCCGAAUUGGAUCGAGCAGCACAGCCGCGCGCGGGGAUUAAAAAAGAAUUCCAAGGAGGACGACGAGGUAAAGCACGCGGGGUAGAGGCGCAACGGAGGGGAAGGGAGGAAGAGAAGGAACGAAAACAAACUUUCGCUGCGUACGACGGGGAGCUCCGGCGUGGGUUAUGUACGUGAGUAAGGCGUAUAUAUAUAAAGAGAAAGAAAGAGAGAGAGAAAGAGAGAGAGACUCGACACACACACACACACACGACGAGAAUCGCGUCGUCGCGCAGCAGCAUGGUGAGCGGCGCGCGAGAGACGAGAGAGGGAUACACGAGGGGGAUUUAAAAGGGGGCCAGGAGAGGGGCGAAAGGCGGCCACGUACGACGUAUACGAUAUACGUACGUACUCUGUAACAGAAGAGGAGCAUGUGCCAGAGCCCCGCUGUCGUAGCGCGCGUGGUAUUUUACGCAACGUCGGCUGUGAUAUAACGGCGAGGUAUAGAGAGGCUUCGCCCUCUCCCUCCCUCCCUCCCUCCCUCCCGUUCCGCCUUUCCCUCUCGCUGUCUGUGCUUUACUAUACGCCACAGAUACGCACGACGGGACGUGCGUCGAAACGCGCGCGUGAAGGCGCGCUAAAAACGCACCCGUAUGGUUACGUGCGACGACGUAACGAGGACGUCAAACGUCGCUCGCCCGAGUCCGAAUCGUUAACGGUAAACGGUGUUGCAUCGACACGCACCCCUAUCACUCCCCCCGUUACUCGGACUCGGCGAUUUGCUUCUCGUUUCUGCAGGCGAUCGGCCUGAAAAAGGUUCGCGGAGAACCGCGACGAACCGACAGAGUGACGUCAGUCGCGUAUGUAUACGUAUAUACAUAUAUGUAUAUACGUGCCCGAUGCACGCGUGUUUUCUCGCGGUACGCUCGUCGAACGGAAGAUAACACGAUACGUGGGUGAAUUCGACGACACCCGGCCGGGGGGGGGGGGGGCGAAGGAACGCGCAUACAUUGAUCGCGUAACGUACACCGCGCGCUCACUUUUCACGACACGUGUUGCUAUACGGAUAAAGUUUCGAGUUGCGCGGACAAAACGUCGGCGGACAAAAUUUUACGGCGACCCCCGGCAGUUGUAUACUCUCCGCUCUUUGCAAUCCAACGGCGUAUAGAUCGGAUACGACGCGAAUAGAAUACCCCGUUAAAGGAAAAAAAAAAAAAAAGAGAAACAGUAUAGUAAAGUAUACCCGAUACUAGAGCAUCGUUCAUCCUUAUAAUUCCCAGGCAUCGUCGUCGCGCCGCGCCGCGGUAAUCUCCGCUCGAUACACGACGACGGGCCGCUUUGCAUUUUGCGGCCGCCGCGUGCCAUUUCGUCCCGACAAUGAGCCGGCUGUACAAUACAUAGCGGUUACGUCGGAGUGCUCCUAUGGCGGGGCGCUCUCUCUCUAUAACGUAGCCUCGCGCGCGCGCGAGACUCCAUGGCAAUGGGUGUGGGUCGCGUUUACCCGGUUUCGCUGGACCCGGCCGAACCCAAUGACCUAAAUGAUACGGCGAAGCGGGUCGCAGCCUAGAUUCCGCCGCGGGGGCCGGCCUCUUGCCGCCGCCGCCGCCGUCGUCGUCGUCGCCGCCGCCGCACGCGCCGACAAUGAGCAAACGUAGCGUAUCUCGCGCAGCGCCGCCGCCGCCGCCGCAGCCCAGAUUUUCACUUUCGCGCGCGGGAGUUGACACUCUCGUCUCGCCGAUAACGAAGUGUAUCGAGAGAGGGAUCGGCGGGGCGUGCGUGCGAGCGAGCGAGCGCACGCAUGCCGCGGUAAAACCCGAGGUUGCCGAGGUUACAUGGAUCGCUGGCGAGUUAAGGAACUGGUUCCCGCCGGGUGACAGGUAUCGCUCUCGCGCACCACGGCUGUCGCCGCCGCCGCCGCCGCCGCAGCUCGCGUUGUUGUUGCACCACACACCGCCGUCGCAGCGUGUUUGCACCCGGAGAAAAAUCGCACGAUCACGUGGAGAGAGUCUCGGUACUAUGAGCCUAACCAAACGCAUAGACGAGAUCAGGCUGCUCGAGUCACGUAAGAGCGCACGACUAGCCGAUCAGGACACGGAUUUCGCCAGGCUUGCCGAUAUGGCCGGCGAUCGUAAGCGGGCGUCCUCCCACUCUAUCGACGUGCCACACGUGAUGGCAUCCAGGAAACGACGGCCGAGCUCGAACAAUGAUUCCGAGCGGACGUACAGCGGUUGGGGCGAGAGGGUGCUCUGCGGACGUGAGGGUUGUCGCACCAACGAACGCGGUGAUUGCAUGGACGAAUGCGCUGCCGCCCUGGUCCUUAUGUCGCUCUCGUGCUCACCUCACAGUCCUCACAACCCCCCGCCACUUCACUGCCAAUACAAUUACGGUUCCUGGGGGAGUCGUGGAGGCGGAGGUAGCGGCAUGAUCGCCGGCUCACCGGGAGUCGGCGGUAUGUCAAAUAGCAGUAGCAGCAGCGGGGCUUCCUGGCGAAGCGGCACUCCCAGCCCGCCCCUCAGCGAGGAGGGUGUACCGACGAGGAGUUCCCCGUGUCCGGCGACCUCGCAUCCCUCGCACAAUCAGCCGCACUACCCCUACAACGCGUCUGGCUCGUCGUCGAGCAGCACCCCAGGCUCGACCACGUUGGAUGAGGGAAUAGUGCCCGACUAUAUCGAGGAACAACACCCACGUAAGAAGAUUCGAGCGAAAGUCAACCAGGACCCGAUCGAGACGGAGCCAGGCGCUUGCGCGACUUUCGAGAGCGAACAGGCGAAUGCGGCAGUGGUCUUCAAGUGCACUUGGCCGGGCUGCCUGGAAAUUAAAGCGACCGUCGCGCUUAUUGAGGAACAUGUGCGCCAGUCACAUCUGGGUCCAAAGAAGUCCAAGGGAUGCGACAGCGAGGACGAUAUGUCCGUUCACGAGGAGGAAUUCUAUUAUCAAGAAGUUGCUGUGGAUCACAUGAGCUCGCCUCCCACGAUGUCUCACCGGGACAUGGCAAGACCGCCGCAUGAGGAUCCAGAGUAUCAGAAGCAGCUUCGUCUCGAGGCGACUCCUGCCGCGAAUAACUACAUCGAGAACGUAAUUGUCGGGGUCAGAGAACCGAGCAACACGUUUACGAUCUCGCAAUCGCCGGGUACGCCCAACAAACACAUCAAACUGUCCCCGCGGCCAUUGCAAGCGUGUCAUCAACAGAAUAUGACAGCGUCCACGGGCAAGCCGUCCUCCCCGCGGCGAACUCGCAGCGAUGUUAAAAAAUGUCGCAAGAUCUACGGUAUGGAUUCACGCGACCUCUGGUGCACUCAGUGCAGGUGGAAGAAGGCCUGCACCCGUUUCUGCAGCGAAUAGGCCAAGCGUCCGCCCCGUUCGUACGUCCGUGGGCGGAAACCCUUGUCAAGUCGACCCCAGAGUUUGCCAAUGCUACGUUGAACAUUAACACCAACUGCCAAAUGCCAAUCAUCGUCGGAGAUACGACGCGACGUCGAGAAAAAAAAGCUCCUGCAUUCGGAGCACGAGAUGCGAAACCGCCAAUUAUAUCGCCGGUUGUAGCGAAAAGUGUCACCCUAUGAGUUAUUCCAGCAUACGCCGGGAUCUCUCGUAAAAAAGUAAAAUGCAAAGCUCGUAAAAGCAGCGUUACUUCCUCGUCUCUCUGUCCUCCGUCUGCCGUUGAGACGGUAUACACGAGUUUCGAAGAAAAACACUCGAGAAUUAUGGUUGGCGGGUAGCUCUAUAGGGCCGAUAUUCGUGAAUGAUAUAACAUCUUUCUUCUAGUGCUCAUGGAGGAAAUUACCGACAUAAGAGAGAGAUUUAUCUGAACGAUUUCCGCCCGUACGUGUUUUGCACUUGGCAAACUCCGACAGCGGGUCCCUUAGCCGUAACGAGGGACUUUUCGAUUAAUAGAUAGCGAAUAAUUGGCGCACGGAGCGAGGCGACCUCAGACUGUUGCAUUCUCUCGCUCCCAACUCGCCUGACGAAGAGAACCUUUUGGUUCGGUAUGAAUGAGAUACGUACUCGCACUCGGAGCGUGCAUGCAUGUCCUUCGAAGUGCUGAUUCCCGAACCGUCUCUUAGGUCAUUGCAAUAGAUCUUCCUUCUUCCGCCAAGAGCGCGAACGUUAACGCGCUCUCGGUAAUGAUGGAACUAAAAGGUGUUAGGAUCGAUUCUCAGGGACGCCGUUCGGCCGAUCCCUGAGGAACGAGCGAUCGAAUUUAACGGACGAAGGGAAGACCGUCGGAAUCGAUGUUCGGUCUGACCGAUGUUCAAUGCAAAACGAACGCAGACAAGCAAGAUUGACAAGUCUCGCGUGGAACAGAGCUGCUAAUUGUGAUAUUGUAUCUAAAUUUAUUGGAUCUGCCGCGAAUCUGCCUGCAGGAGAGCGCAAAGGCGUGUAAAGAAAUGAGAAAA